AUCCACACCGUAACGCCAGCCCGUUUGGUUUUUCGCUCCUUGACCUUGACCUCCAUCCACAUAUUCCUCUUCGACGACAUCAGCGUUCUAACCUUCAGUAUAAAUGGCAAAUGACAUAUCCGAGCUCAUCGAUACGUCAAAUCCAGAAGUGCGAGACUACCUCUCCCUCAUAAGACUCCAGGUGCUCACACCGCUCUCGGUACUCAUCAACAUCGUCACGGUCCUCAUAUGCACCUUUGUCGUCAACCCUUCGAUAGGACGCGUAACCGCACAACAUCCGACGUCCAUAUCACCGAACAUCGCCGUUGUCGCUAUAUACGUGCUCGUUCUCUAUGUCGGACAGAUUGGAUACUGCAUACUGCUUGUGCUUGCGCGUAAAGAGGACACCAAGAAAGCACUCGUGAAGGCUGUUGGUCACCCUCUCGUGUUUGCUAAUUGGCUCAUGGCAUUCUGGGCUAUUGCUUGGGUAAUGCAAUGGUUCCUGGUUUCGACCGUCCUGCUCGGCAUCCUCCUCCUUAUGCUCAUUUACUCCAACCUUGCCCUGCUCGUGUACCACCCACCCACGAAGGAUCGCCCGCUCGACACGCUCCUUAUCCAUGCUCCGCUCCGCUUCUUCCUCGUUCUGCCUUUGGUGCUUAUGUUUCCAAACGCGCUCUUCGUGACACUAGGGCUUACCUAUGAUCCUGCCCACCCGGAGCAAUAUAGCAUGCACCCAUGGUCCGGGUUCGGCGUCGUCUUCGGCGCAAACCUCAUCGCGUGGCUUGUCGUCCUCACGAGGCGCGACAUCGUUCUCACCGUCGCCGGUACCUGGAUCUGCGCGGCAAUUUGGAGCGCACGGCCCAAGCCCGUUCCUGUCUAUGUUACGGUGAUCAUCUUCACUGUUCUUCACCCGCUGGGCCUGUUCUGCGCCCUGGUACACCAUCACUUCAUGAGUAAGCGCCGCUCACGGCAAAACGGAGACAUUGCGCUCCCGCCGGAUGCCGAGGAGGGCCACGCGCCGGCGUAUGCAUCGCACCAUCAGCAGUACGAACAAGAGAGGGCGGCGAGGGAGCAACGGCUCCAGAGCAGUGGUGCACGGGAGAUCGACCCAGACCAGAUCUUUGGGUCUGGUUGAAAUAUGGAUGAUGGAGGGGUGAAAGGGUCUAACGGUUGCCGUGGACUAUCAAUACGACGUAUGGUGAUGUAAAAUGUAGACUCUUCUGGGAGACUGAUGUAUUCUACGCAUAGCUUAGUGCUGCUACGAGCAUGAUCUUCUUGUAUGUUCUUGAAAAUUGGAUUCUUAUGCUGCUCUUCCCUCCUUACGUUGUUUAUUCACUCAC
This is a messenger RNA of Coniophora puteana RWD-64-598 SS2, 1319 nucleotides long. RefSeq lists its product as uncharacterized. The record is from RefSeq and is a predicted model, not a curated record. NCBI's taxonomy places the organism in Eukaryota, Fungi, Basidiomycota, Agaricomycetes, Boletales, Coniophoraceae. The transcript has 7 exons. Bases 104 to 1114 code for a protein of 336 amino acids.